Mastomys coucha (southern multimammate mouse) is the source of this 435-nucleotide messenger RNA. RefSeq names its product prolactin-8A9-like. The transcript has 4 exons. The record is from RefSeq and is a predicted model, not a curated record. Gene Ontology annotation, molecular function: prolactin receptor binding; hormone activity. Bases 1 to 435 code for a protein of 144 amino acids. Gene Ontology annotation, biological process: female pregnancy; positive regulation of lactation; positive regulation of cell population proliferation. Gene Ontology annotation, cellular component: extracellular region. NCBI's taxonomy places the organism in Eukaryota, Metazoa, Chordata, Mammalia, Rodentia, Muridae.
AUGCUGCCAUUGAGUAAACCUCACUUCUCAGGGGCAUUCCUGCUGCUGGUGGUAUCAAACUUGCUUCUAUGGGAGAAAACUGCAUCAGUUCCUGCAUGUAUAACAGAAGGGAAUGUCUGUUCCGAUACCCUCGUGACCAAAUUUAACAAUGCCAUCCAGCAAGCUGAAGUCAUCCAAGAUCUAGCUGACAAAGUGGAUGAUGAGUUUUACAAAAACCCAUUCUCAUCUGGACAAUUUGCAACACUUGUCUAUCCUAAUGCAAAAAAGAAGUAUAAAAUUGUCACCUGGGAAUAUCUUCCAAGCCUAAGAUCAACUGACAAAAAUAAAAAGUUUUUGGCAAUGUUCAACCUUUCUAACUGCCUAGGCUCUGACAUAAUCUACAUUAAAUUUCAUCUCAAAACACUGAUGUGUCGCAUAACAGGGAAAGAGUGCUAA